Molecule: messenger RNA, 4409 nt
Organism: Lytechinus pictus (painted urchin)
Lineage: Eukaryota; Metazoa; Echinodermata; Echinoidea; Temnopleuroida; Toxopneustidae
Exons: 3
Coding region: 437-955 (172 amino acids)
Source: RefSeq, a predicted model, not a curated record
GUGGAUGCAGAUAGAUACGAACGGUCAACACUAACAAACAAAAAUCAUCCGAUGGAAUGGAAUGAUUUCAUAACUAUAAACUUCUUAACUAAAGUUCUCUGUCGACCGCCACACAAAAUCACCUCUCCCUUGCAUUCCUGUGUCUUUUGAAAACCUCACGCUCUACUGCACAUGCCAUUACCACCUAAACCUUUUGUUCGCUAAAAAGCUUUCCUUUUGAUCGAGUUUACCCCCGUAAGGGUCACAUUAUUCAGAUCAGUGGUAGCCACGCAUGCUAAAAGAAACGUUUUCGCCUUCAUGAAGAAAGCACCGUAGUGUGCAGUGUUUGAAAAGUAAAAUAUUCUUCCAUAAUGGCGGCUACUAUCAGGUCUUGUUAAAUGCAGAAUAGGAAUUGUGGAAUCUUUCAAGUGACGGCCAUUAGAGGUGAGGAGCGGAGAUGGCGUCAAAUACCAAUUCUUCACCUGCAGGAGCAACGCCUCUGUCAACAGAGAGUGAUGGACAAGAGAGUGAACAAACCGUUAUGACGGAGUUCGUCAUCGCUAUCACAGCAUUCUGUAGUCUAAUAUUCAUCUUCUGUGUGGCGUUCGUCUUCGUCUUCGCUUAUUGUAAACAUAUCCACCGAGAGGAAGAGGAAGACGAGGGAGAGUACAUCGGUGAUGAGGAGAGCUUACCUGGUUCAAGCCAACAAAGUUAUAAUAAUUACCCACGAAAACACUUACGAGAGCAUCUUCAAGGUCAUCCACAAGGACAUCAUCUAGGUCACCCUCAAAAUCAACUUCAAGGUCAUCACCUAGGUCAUGCCCAAGGCCAUCAUGAAGGGCAUAGGAAUCACGUGCUAAGCGUGUGGGACACUUAUCCAUUGUACUACGUGAGGGAGAAGUCGCUGGCGGAAAAGUUUUGGGAGUCGGAGGCGGUUCGGAAUCCGAGGCAUAUAGGACCGGCAGUUAUAUAUUAACUAAUCUCAAUUUAAGUAUAGAAUUUCGUUGCUUCUGAGAAGCUUGUGUAUGAUGUAAAAGUCGGUUACCCGGAUAUACUGGCAGGUUUCAGUAUGAUGGUUCAAAAUUUAUUGCUUUGAACAACCUUUAUAGGAUAGUCUGCAGGCACAGACCCUUGACACUUUAUUUAAAAGGUGGGUUUCAAAAUAAAUCUAAAAACAAAAACAAUCUCCAUUAUGGAAUGUAAUAUAGAUACACUAUAAUACCAUUUAACCUUUUGUAGGCGUAAAAUUCAGUCGUCGGUUUGGUUCGACAAACCGAAAGACCUACAAGGCCUAUAUGCAUGCACUGAGGUAGUACUCAAUUAUUAAGAUUUUUAUUUUAUUUAAAGCAAACGUAUUGUUUUAACCACGAUUAUUAAAGAACAACCUGUACCUUUAGGACAAUUUUUACGUAGGCAUGAACAAAUCUAUAUACAUGUAGUUUUAUACGUAAUUGUAAAUAAGAACGUUAUGUUGAUAAUGGUUGGUCGUGGUGACCCUUUAGGCAUAUUGAGGAAAUUAUUGACGAGGGCGAUUGAAAUAUGUAUUUGAAAUUAUUUCAUUAUUUGCAAGAAAAGUACAAUUUGCUUCAUGCAGUAUGAAAGUAUCGUCAUAUGUGAAUAGUAAAAACAGUACAAAUUUCCUUGAAAAAAUUAUAGUCAGCAUCGAGCAGGCGUGCAAGGAAGGGAUUUGGGCAGCAGAAUCUGCGGGGUUAACCAGUAUGCAUUAGGAAGACCACGCCGGUCAUUAUACAGUAUUAAAAUACCCGAUGUUAAUCCAGCACACAUUGAUGUUAUUACAACAUAUUUGAUUGUUAUUGAAAUGCUGGUAUAUAGUGUUUUUUUACCUGAUUGCGAAGAAAGCAUGAAUGCUUGUAAGCAAGCACCCAGGCGACCUACGGCCCAAGGUCCUCUCUGAGAAACCUAGUAAUAGGGAUUAAUGUAUUACCAAAGGGCGUUCACGCACCAAGUGGGAAUCGAACCCGGAUCACCGGAAUCUGAAACCCCCGCUCUAAACCUAUCGCUCAUCUGAAUAACAUUCUCUUUGGUGUUUAGUGCUAACUCUUAUUUUAACACCGUAUAGGUUGUAGUCCUCAAUACCACCUUGUAUCAGUUUGAACACCCCUCAUCCUAGUUUUUACAGUUUGGAAACGGAUUUAUUGCCAGAUCUUGAUGCUUCCAGAUGAUAUUUUGUUUACAUCAGUUUUACUUGUUAGCCAUGGAAAAGGAACGAAUUAAACCGUGAAAUUGUGUUUCACAUAUACCUUCUAAUUUCUAUGACAAACUAAGUUUUUAGCUGUCAUUGUUAUUUACGGAAAUAUUUUAAAUAUGAUCGGGUAUUAUUGAGUGUAUGUAAAACUACGUUGCGAGGGUCCUGGGGGUGCUGAAGCACCCCCAAGAUUUUCCUGGAUGUGCCGCGUGUAUUAUUUUCCAUAUAGGAAGCACCCCUGAAAUUCUGGAAGGUGUGAACAAUAUAACCAAAAUGACCUUCAUUUUGUAGUGAAACUUUUUUUUUAUUCCUUGGAACCAAAUCCACCAUUUCGUAAUGAAAAUCUUUUUUACUUUUCAAAUUUACAUCAGCACCCCCAGUGAAAAAAAUUGUUCCCAGGGUCCUGCGUAAGUAUAGAUUUAUGUGCAUUGAUUUACUUUAUUCAAUAUUUAAAAAAUAUCAAGUUUAAUUGGCAUAAACUGGGGCUGAAUAAUGAAGAGUGAAAAUGUGUACACAGUAAAAACAGGGGUAAAAACGUAGUUUAAAAUUCUUAUACAACGCUGUUGGUUUAAACAAGUGCAAAAAAUCUCAAACAAGAAAGUUUAAAUUAUAACACUCAUAAUUCUAAAUAGAUUAAGCAAGGUUGAUUAAACUGUUAAUUACUGUAAGGUUCAUGUGGCAAAGAGCGUUGUAUAAAAUUUCCAAUAACAUUUUUACUGUGUGUGUUGUUUAAGUUGAGUAAUGCAGCUUAAAUAGUUCUGCUUUGCAAUAUGUAUCAUUAUCUUAUAUGGUGUAAGAUGGGAUUAUCUAUGCUUGGGGAUAGAGAGUACGCCCAUGAUUUAUAUUAGUUUCAUUAUUAGGGGCGUAAUGGAAAAUUGAUAAAAUAGAAAUAUGAUUUGUUAAAGUGAUUGCUAUAUUGCAUUGAGCAAACACCUGAUUUACCACUCUUCAUCCAAUAUAAGGCACGUUAGUUCAUACAAUGGUUAGAUGAGUUCUUUCGAGAUUCAUAGCAUCAAUUGGAUGAAACUGGCGUGUCCAUGCAUUUUAGAAGUUUUAAGCAGUAAUUAUAAGUGAUUUCAUAUACAUAAUCAUCAUCAUUUUCGCCACCACAACUAUCAUGAUCAUCCUCAUAUCAUGAUCAUCUUCUUCAUCAUCAUCAUCAUCACCACCACAAUCGUCAUUAUCACCAUCAUCAUCACCACCACAAUCGUCAUUAUCACCAUCAUCAUCACCACCACAAUCGUCAUUAUCACCAUCAUCAUCACCACCACAAUCGUCAUUAUCACCAUCAUCAUCACCACCACAAUCGUCAUUAUCACCAUCAUCAUCACCACCACAAUCGUCAUUAUCACCAUCAUCAUCACCACCACAAUCGUCAUUAUCACCAUCAUCAUCACCACCACAAUCGUCAUUAUCACCAUCAUCAUCACCACCACAAUCGUCAUUAUCACCAUCAUCACCACCACAAUCGUCAUUAUCACCAUCAUCACCACCACAAUCGUCAUUAUCACCAUCAUCAUCACCACCACAAUCGUCAUUAUCACCAUCAUCAUCACCACCACAAUCGUCAUUAUCACCAUCAUCACCACCACAAUCGUCAUUAUCACCAUCAUCACCACCACAAUCGUCAUUAUCACCAUCAUCACCACCACAAUCGUCAUUAUCACCAUCAUCACCACCACAAUCGUCAUUAUCACCAUCAUCAUCACCACCACAAUCGUCAUUAUCACCAUCAUCACCACCACAAUCGUCAUUAUCACCAUCAUCAUCACCACCACAAUCGUCAUUAUCACCAUCAUCAUCACCACCACAAUCGUCAUUAUCACCAUCAUUAUAACUGGUGUAAAUAAUGUGAAAGUUAUAUUAUUAGGGGAAUCAUCAUUGCUAUCAGUUUAUUCUUAAUAUUUUUAGUAUCAAUCAUCAUCAAUAUUAUUAUUGUUAGUAGUUUUUUUAAUAUAUAAAUUAGUGUUAUUACUAAUUUCAUUGAUUUUUAUUGUUAUUGAUAUUAUCAUUGUUAUUAGCACAAUUACCAAGAGUAUCAUGAUCAUCAUUUUAGUAGGAAGGGAUUUCUAAUCUUAUACUCACAGUGCAGAAUAUAUGACAAAGUUCUCUACUUUGUCUCGUGCAAUAAAUACAUGAUGAUCAUUCUUCUAAAUAUGCAUAGUUUCUUCGAUUUCUGAUAGUACUCCAUUGUAUGAAAUAAACCAAUAAAUUCAUCUAAAUU